UAUGGAUGUCAACUAAAAUAGAAAAUAUUUCAAAGUUGGAAACAGAAAAGCACAACAGCAGAGUCUUUUUGAAAUUGUAACAAGAACUACAUCUUAAGAGGAAGAUUUGAAUGAUUUAGGCAGCCAACUUCUGAAAAAAAUGUGCUUAAAUGAAGAUGAGUCUUAUUUUACUCAAGAAAUUCUAUACACUGAUCCUUGUGAACCUGAUACAAACUUUGAUGAUAAAUUCUUACUCCAUUAAGAAGUCACUUUUAACCCUCAAUAGUAUUUAAACAAUGAACAAUAGAUUAUGGGAUGAUAUAUUUAAUUAAAAUGAAUGAUUUUAUUUAACGAAUAGAGAGAGA
This is a messenger RNA of Paramecium sonneborni, 344 nucleotides long. NCBI's taxonomy places the organism in Eukaryota, Ciliophora, Oligohymenophorea, Peniculida, Parameciidae. The record is from the annotation of a GenBank genome assembly.